CUUGUCUCACGUAUUUUUUACCAUUUUCACAUGAUGUUCCUAUUACGAUAUCUGCUUCUGGUGCUGCGGUUGAUGUUGCUGUCAUGAUGCAGAAGUUAUGUUAGUCGUCUAGUGUGGAGUGAGUUAACAGUUGGUUUUGAUAGGUUAUGUUUUAGUAAAUAGUGAAUGGAAACUUUAUAACGUUAUCAUGGGUGUGGGAUUACAACCUCUUGAGUUUACGGAUUGUUUGACGGACAGCCCAUAUUUUCGUGAGAAACUCCAUUCUCAUGAAAAAGAGCUGGAAAAAACAAGUCAACAGAUCAAGGGACUUAUCAAGGAAGUGAAGGAACUUUUGCGUGCUGCAAAAAACCUGUCCCGAGCCCAGCGAGCGCUCUCCAGCAGCCUGAUGGACUUCAACUUCGAGUGCAUCGGCGCCAACCUGACGGACGACGAGAUGAGCAUCUCCAUGUCGCUGAAGGAGUUCGGCCGCCUCAUCGCCAGCAUCGAGGACCAGCGCGACAUGAUGUUAGACCGGGCCUACGAUCAGAUCAUCCUGCCGCUGGAGAACUUUCGGAAGGAACACAUCGGGGGAGUGAAGGAGGGUAAGAAGAAGUUCGAGAAGCAGACAGGGAAAUUCUGCUUGAGCCAGGAGCGGUACCUAAACCUGUCCACGAAGAAGCAGGACACCGUGUUGAAGGAGGCGGACGCGGCUCUUGUGAUGGAGCACAGGCACUUUGUGCAAGCCAGCCUCGAGUACGUGUUCCUGCUGCAGGAGGUCCAGGAGCGGAAGAAGUUCGAGUUUGUGGAGACGCUGCUGGGGUUCAUGUACGGCUGGCUGACGUUCUACCACCAAGGUCACGAGGUCGCCAACGAGUUCAAGCCGUACAUGCGAGAGCUGCAGCACAAGCUUCAGAAGACGAGAGAAAACUUCAAUUCGACGCGAGACAUAACUGAAUCUUACAUGCAGAAGAUGCUUGAGAAAGCAAUGGAAACCGGUGGAUCAAUCAAACCUGAUGUGAAGGAAGGCUAUCUCUACUUAAUGGAAAAAAAAGCUUUCGGCACGACCUGGACGAAGCAGUACUGCACGUACCACAGGGACACGAAGGAGUUCCGCAUGCUCCCGUACAACCAGAUGACGGGGAAGUUUAACUCGGCGGAGUCGCUGACGCUCGCUUCGUGCGUCCGGAGGAUGUCGGACUCCAUCGAGAAGAGGUUCUGCUUCGACAUCACGUCCAUCGAAAAGCCGGGCGUGCCGGCCGCGCAGUACACGCUGCAGGCGUUGUCUGAGGAGGACCGCAAGCAGUGGAUGGACAUCAUGGACGGAAAGGAACCCGUAAGUGAGGAUGCCUCCUCGCAUGUGACGUACGCAGUACCUGGGAAAAUAUCGAAACCAGAAGAAAGGCCCUUGGAUGAUGUUGGAAUCAGCUUUGUUAAAAGAUGUAUAGAAGUCUUGGAAAGUAGAGGUCUGGAGGAGCAGGGCCUGUACCGCGUGGCCGGGGUCUCCUCCAAAGUCACGAAGCUGGUGUCCAUGGGGCUGGACCGCCGGAAGACGGACAGGCUGCCGAUGCUGGACGACGCCUACGAGUGGGACAGCAAGACCAUCACCAGCGCGCUCAAGACGUACCUGAGGAACCUGCCCGAGCCGCUCAUGACGUACCGCUACCACAACGGCUUCAUCGCCGCCGCGAAGCAGGAGACACAGUCCCUGAGGGUGAACGACGUCCACACGCUGGUGCACCGCUUGCCGCAGCAGAACAAGGAAGUGCUGGAGAUGCUCAUCAAGCACCUCAGGAACAUCGUGACGAAGAGCGACAAGAACCUGAUGACGGUGAGCAACCUGGGCGUGUGCUUCGGCCCGACGCUGCUGCGUCCCGAGGAGGAGACCGUCGCCGCCAUCAUGGACAUCAAGUUCUGCAACAUCGUGGUGGAGAUCCUCAUCGAGAACUACGACAAGAUAUUCCUGAACAAGCCUGCCAACGCGGAGGUGCCUCAGCGAGAGCUCGCCCCUGUGCAGACGGGCGCGGCACAGAACCACGCGCAGACCGCCACGGCCCACGUCUCGCACACCGCCAAGAUCAACUACGUGCCCGGGCCGCAGCCGGUGCCACACGCGGUGACGAGGCUGUACGACGGCACCGGCGCGGGGGCGAACCGGGAUCACGGCGACGGCAACGGCGUGGGCUACCUGCACGGCCACAAGGGCGCGCCGGCGGGCCACUGGGGCGCGGCCGGCACGGAGGGGGGGCUGCCCCCAGCGGCGGCGGGCUACGGGGCGUUCCUGGCCCACCCCAAGUACCGCGUCCCGCCCGCCUUCCUCCACGACAACCACGCCGGCCUCCCGGCAGGGUCGGACAGAGUGUUCGAUCAGUGCAGCAAUAGCAGUUCCAGUGAGUCUGUCUCUUCGCUGCCUUCCAAAGAAUCGUCGAACCACAACAACUACGUCAUAUCUCCACAAAAGAACAAAAGAGGCUUACGUUAUGACGCAGUCGGUUCCGCCGAGAGCUUUGACUUUUUCUCCCAAGAAAGGAGGUACUUUUGGGAAUACAAGACAGGUGUGGUUGGCGGAAUACACAGCGCAUCUGUAUACCGAGGACAUGACGCAUCGCGAGUGCGUACUCUGUACGCAUGCAUGGGAGAGAAUGAUGGAGAACUAUCGUUCGAGCCUAACCAAAUCAUUACUAACGUGCGGCAGUCCAAGGAGCCGGGCUGGCUGGAGGGGACGCUGAACGGCAAGACGGGGCUCGUCCCCGAGAACUACGUCGAGUUCCUGCCCUGACACGGACGCACGGCGCGGCCUGCGCAGCUCGCCACGGGGGCCGGCGGCGACGGUCCCGUUCCCGACGAGCGUCGCUACGGCGUCCGCGGGAACGAAUACUGAAGCGACGCUCGCUCGUCCUCCCGCGCCUCUCAGAGGCGACACCCCUACGUGUGAAGACUUAAGACUUGCAAAGUGAUGUUUCCACUUCCACGCAUGAUUUCAGUUAAGUUUUUGCAGAGUAUAUAUAUCAUUACUAUCAUUUAUAUUAUUUGUUCUCCAUUAAAAAAGCAAGUCAUGUAAAUAAAAUGUUAUAGGGGGAAAAUAUGA
This is a messenger RNA of Bacillus rossius redtenbacheri, 3064 nucleotides long. RefSeq names its product rho GTPase-activating protein Graf (gene Graf). Gene Ontology annotation, molecular function: GTPase activator activity; protein binding. The record is from RefSeq and is a predicted model, not a curated record. Gene Ontology annotation, cellular component: cytoplasm. Gene Ontology annotation, biological process: signal transduction. Lineage: Eukaryota; Metazoa; Arthropoda; Insecta; Phasmatodea; Bacillidae. The transcript is spliced from 22 exons. The coding region runs from base 188 to 2755 and encodes 855 amino acids.